AAAGAAAAGAUUAGCAGCAGCAUUUUCUCUCACGAGACUGAUCAGCAAAUUGAGUUCAUGAUGCAGCUUUAUGCAGCUCUGAUCCUGAGUGUGACUCUGUCUGCAGCAUGUGGUUUAAGAUGCUACACAUGCGAAAGUUCAGAUCCUAAAUCCUGCACAAACACCACAGCUUGUGAUUCUGGCUUCGACCGUUGUUACUCUCUCAGAGUAAACGCUCUUAAUGCAGUUACAAAGGGCUGCCUGCCCAGUGCAUUAUGUGUUUGGCCUAUGUCUUGCUGUGAAGCGGAGCUGUGUAACAGCGCUAUUCCAACUGGUCCCAGUGCCAUCGUUCUGCUGGUAUCUUCAGCCAUCCUCAAAUUUCUUUUCUGA
Molecule: messenger RNA, 369 nt
Organism: Neolamprologus brichardi
Lineage: Eukaryota; Metazoa; Chordata; Actinopteri; Cichliformes; Cichlidae
Source: RefSeq, a predicted model, not a curated record